Nipponia nippon (crested ibis) is the source of this 342-nucleotide messenger RNA. Lineage: Eukaryota; Metazoa; Chordata; Aves; Pelecaniformes; Threskiornithidae. The record is from RefSeq and is a predicted model, not a curated record.
GAAAAGGGAAAGAAAAAAGGGAAAGGAAAGGGGAAAGGAAAGAGGAAAGAGAGAGAAAAAGAGAAACAAAGGGAAAAAAUGAGGUGAAAAAGAGAGAGAGAAACAACGAGGACGGGAGAACGAACGAAGAGGCGAGCAGAGCGAGCGAGAAGGGAGUCAAUCAAGACUCCUAAUAACAGCCCACAUCUGUGCGAGCCGCAGGCAGCCGGCAGCAGCGGCUCAGCCCUGCGGGCCGCCAGCUCCAGCGCUCCGCGGCAGGCACGAGCGGCUGGCAAGAAACGCAAGAAUCAGGAGCUGGCAGCAGAGUCGGUGCCCGCUAACGUGCAAAACGCAUCGCGGUGA